CGGCUGAAAUUUAUGGACCCCACUGCCGCUCCGCCGUCACUCCCAUUGAGUUUCCACAUUGAGGUUAUUUUAGUCAUUUCAUCCUCUCCGUUUCUUCCUACCAAACCCGUCUUCUUCUUCUUCCUCCUCCAAUUCAAUCCAAUUCAAUCCAGUUUCAGUUCAUUUUUCCCUUCAAAUUCUUCUCAGAUUCUUCAUUUUUCAUUCCAUUGCAUUUCCUGAAAAUGGAGGUAAAGCGCCGUACAGCUUCCACUUUAGUCUCUCGCCUCAGCUCCGUCUCCGAGCAAAUCCGAUGCGAAUCCCUUUCGGAGCUCCGAUUGAUGACCAAAAACGACGCAGAAAGCCGAUCGCUCAUCGUUGAAGCCGGUGCCAUUCCUUACUUGGCUGAAACUCUGUAUUCCUCUUCUCACGCCGCCCAAGAAGACGCUGCCGCUACGCUUCUCAACCUCUCAAUCUCCUCCCGUGAAGCUUUGAUGUCAACUCGCGGCCUCCUCGACGCGAUCUCUCAUGCUCUUGGCCAUCACAAUUCCUCUUCCUCCGCCUCCGCCGUCCAAUCCUGUGCUGCGACUCUCCAUAGUCUUCUCGUUGUGGAUGAGUACCGCCCGAUUAUCGGUUCCAAGCGUGAUAUAAUUUAUUCUCUUGUUGAUAUUCUUAAAUAUAGGAAAUCUCCUCAGAGAUCGAUUAAAGAUGCUUUGAAAGCGUUGUUUGGGAUUGCGCUUCACCAGUCGAAUCGAUCUACUAUGGUAGAUCUCGGAGUGAUUCCGCCGCUAUUCUCGUUAGUUGUGGUCGGCGGUCACGCUGGGAUUGUUGAGGAUGCGUCGGCGGUGGUUGCGCAGGUGGCGGGAUGUGAAGAGAGCGAACUGGCAUUUCGUAGGGUUUCUGGAUUGGGGGUUUUGGUGGAUUUGUUGGAUUCAGGGACUGGUUCGAGUCAGAGGACGAAGGAGAACGCGGUAUCGGCGUUGUUGAAUUUAGCGAAAUGGGGCGGAGAUAGGGCGGCGGAGGAUGUCAAGGAUUUGGGAUCUGGAAUCUUGAGCGAGAUUGCGGAGGUGGCCGUGAACGGCAGCGAAAAGGGGAAAAACAAGGCGGUGGAAUUGUUGAAGAUUAUUUCAAGUGGCGGCAUUGACGGUAAUGUAUUUGAGGAUUUGAACUUGGAUCGUCUGAUAAAUCCAUGCUCUGAAUAGGUUUUUGUUUCAUAUUGUUCUCUCUUUGACUGAUUGAGAUUGAUUACCUCUCCACCCUAUUUGUAUCACAUCAGAUUGAUUCUUUUCCCCCUAGUUUGAACAAAUUCUAUGUACAAAUUAAAUGAUACAGGCAUCUGUAGGUGAUACCACAAUAUCAAAAUUCUACCCUUUUAGUUCCUACAAGUUUUCAUGAAAUUAGAAAAUUUGUAUUGAGCUAUGCUUAGUUUAGUUUUGCCAUGUCGUGCAGAAAUUGAUGUGUAAUCUCUUCUUCUAGAGCUAUAUGGUUGAAGUAGAGUUGAUGAACUUUGGAAGAAUCAUGAUCAGGAUUCAAUUUUGUACCAA
This is a messenger RNA of Benincasa hispida (wax gourd), 1520 nucleotides long. Its product is annotated as ARM repeat superfamily protein. NCBI's taxonomy places the organism in Eukaryota, Viridiplantae, Streptophyta, Magnoliopsida, Cucurbitales, Cucurbitaceae. The record is from RefSeq and is a predicted model, not a curated record. Gene Ontology annotation, molecular function: protein binding.